GAGGGGAAAGCUCUCUCUCCUUCCUUUUAAUUUUUCUUUCUUUUUUUAUGCUUUGGCCUCUUCAUCGCCAUCAUUAGUAAGAAAGUUCAUAGACCCAUCGCUUCAAAUUUGAGAUUUCUCUGCAAAUUUCAACUACCCAAUACAGAGUGUGUGAGAGCAGUGACCAAAUUUAGUGGGUUUCGUUAUUCAGAUCUUGUUCCUGAUCACGAAACUGUAAGAAAUCCCAGAUGGGUACUCUUCUUAUCAGUUGAGAAGCAAUAAAGACGCGAUCCGUUUUGAUUGCCGUAUCAGAUUCGGGCUCUUUCUUUGGUUUCUGUGAUCCGGGUUUUGCUCAGUUCCUCUGUUUCUUCAGCAUUUGGGUGUUUUUUUUAUGGCAUGAGAUCAAGAAUCCGAUUUUAAUUCUCGUUUUGUUUUCUGAUCUGUGUUCUUCUUCUUUGGGGUUUAUUUGGUUCUUUCGAAGUGAAGUAAUUGAUGGAGGAAGAUCAAGAACAAAAGCAUGUAUGCAAGUUCUGUAGAAAGAGAUUCCCUUGCGGAAGAUCCUUGGGAGGUCACAUGAGGUCUCAUAUGACCAUGAAUUUAGCUGAUACAGAGGAGAAUCUCAGCAAGCGCAAAGCAGCUUCAGCUACAGCUAAUGGUGGAAGCAACAACAGUAGCAGCUUCGUGGGCUUUGAAGCUAAUGGUGGUCAUGCUUGUUAUGGUCUCAGAGAGAAUCCCAAGAAGACAUGGAGGCUUUCGGAUUCCAAAGAUGGACUGGUUCGACAAGGGAAGUUUUGUAAAGAAUGUGGUAAAGGAUUUCAGUCAUGGAAAGCUUUGUUUGGUCAUAUGAGAUGUCAUUCUGAGAAGGAUAAGGAGAGGGUCUCUAACCAUAGCUUGGAGGAUGAUUCAUGGACUAGUGAGAACCAGAAAUUGGUAAUGGAUAGCCAAUCUGACAAUGAAGGUGCUGCUGCUCCGAGGCGUAGAAGGCGAUCUAGAAGAAUGAGGUACAAGACUGUUACUGCUUCAUCUUCUUUCUCUGUGGCCAAUGCUUCUUCUUCUGUCUCAGAGAUUGAACAAGAACAAGAAGAGGUAGCCAUGUGUUUGAUGAUGCUUUCUAGGGAUGUGGGUCACUGGGGUGGGUUGAAUUCUGUUGUUGCAGAGUCUUCUGAUAAUAAUUCUAUGGUUUUAGAAGCUGGAACUAGAUCUUCAGCUUUGGAUAAGCGAAUUCCUGGAAAGUUUGCCUUUGAUGAUGGGGAUGAGACUCUGAUCAAGAGUCUAAAGAUAAAGAAACCAAGAGACAAGAAGUUAGAAAGGAGAAGAUCUGAAUUCCAGGGUAAUGAUUUCGGGUUCUUGAAGGAUGACCUCAAGAAGGUCGAAUCCGAAGUGUCUGUGGAUGGGUUUCUUAGGGAUGAUGAACUGAAGAAUACGAAGCUUGAAGAUGGAGCUGAAUUGGGGAAGGAUUUCUCCAGUAACAGGAAGUACAAUCGUAAGAAAAGUACAUUGGACUAUUCUGAAGCUGAAUUGGGGAACGAUUCAAUUGAGGAAGUUGGAAUGAAUCGAGCUGAUUCAGAGCUUGGGAAAUAUAAUUCAAGAAAGCGAAGCAGAAGUGAAGCAUACUAUACUGAAUUGGGGGGUGAUUCUAGCAAGAAGAUGAAGCAUGAUGCUUCGGAUUCUGGAAUCUGCAGAGACAGUCAUAAGAGAAGCAGGUUUGAGUGUACUACUUGCAGCAAGACAUUCCAUUCUUACCAAGCUCUUGGAGGACACAGAGCGAGCCACAAGAAGGUCAAAGGCUGCUUUGCUUCGAAGAUCGAAAGCAGUGAAAACAGCAUUGACACAGAUGUUUCUCCUGAUCCAACAGCUGACAGUAAGAUUAACAAGUCUUGCAGCAACGAGACUCUGAUCGAGGAAGAGGACAUUGCAGAGACAAGUUAUGGAUCGAAGAAGAGCAAAGGGCAUGAGUGUCCAAUCUGCUUCAAGGUAUUUGCAUCAGGUCAAGCUUUGGGUGGACACAAGAGAUCCCAUUUGGUUGGGGGCUCUGAAUACAGAUGCAAUCAGACCAUUGUAAUUCAGCAACAGCUUCCUGAGAUUCGUGACUUGCUCGAUCUCAAUCUCCCUGCUCCCGUUGAAGAAGAAACCAGUGGCCACAUGGACUUCAAUCCAUGGUGGGUCAGAAACAACCCAAAGCAUGAACCUUUUGUGGGUCUGAUCUCUAACUGAGAAACCUGAUUAUGGCUAUUUUUCUGAAGAGAUGCAAGAUUGUACAGACAGGUUGGUGGAUAUUAUUUCAUUAAUUCUUUACAGAUUCAAGGUCAUUCUCUGCAAAGGCAACAGUUCAAUUUGCUGCUUAAAGCUUCUAAGUAGCAGUUUUUCUUAGAGCAGCUCUUAAAAGUGUUUUUUUUUUCCCUUUCUUUCUUUCUCCUCCCUUCCAGUCUGAAUAAAUUUCUAUUGUUGCACAUUUCAGGUUUGUCAAUCUGUUCACUUUGAAACUUAAAUACUAUAAUUCAAUUUUAUGUUUCUUCUUCCAA
Messenger RNA from Macadamia integrifolia, 2501 nucleotides. RefSeq lists its product as uncharacterized. The record is from RefSeq and is a predicted model, not a curated record. Lineage: Eukaryota; Viridiplantae; Streptophyta; Magnoliopsida; Proteales; Proteaceae. The coding region runs from base 472 to 2193 and encodes 573 amino acids. The transcript has a single exon.